Molecule: messenger RNA, 619 nt
Organism: Closterium sp. NIES-67
Lineage: Eukaryota; Viridiplantae; Streptophyta; Zygnematophyceae; Desmidiales; Closteriaceae
Source: the annotation of a GenBank genome assembly
AUACACGGACGAGCGCAACGUGCACCGGGCCCGAGCGUGGUUCUUCCAGAACCGGCGGCGCAUCAUGCUCUACUCGGAACGGUCCCAUUUCUACCACCGCUACAGGAUCCGGGGCAUUCGGGAGGUCAUUUUCUACUCUCUGCCCUGUUACGCACACUUCUAUGCUGAGAUCCUCAACCUGUUAGAAGGGGUGGACAAUGCUUCUUGCUCGGCCAUCUUCACUCGCUUCGAUAACCUCGAGCUGGCCAGGAUUGUGGGAUCCUCAAGAAGCACUAGGAUGCUGCAAUCUCCCAACCACACAUUUAUGUUCUGCUGAUGGCCCAAUUAUGCAGUCAGGAUGUAUCCCUCCCGGCCCGAGCGUCUGUCUGAUUGCGGUUGGGUGAGGUGCUUUUUGAGACAGAAGGGUCAAAUAUCAAUCUGAAGUGGUUGGGUAGGGUAUUAUUGAGCAACCAAGUACGCUUGGGGGACACGCCCCCACGCCAUAGUUUGCUGCUAUACCCCUAGGACAUGUGGUAUGCGUGUGCUGCUGAUGGCCCAACCCAACCACGUCCACGUUCAGCUCAGAUCUCUCUAGUGAACUUCACACAUGCCAAAAUUAUACGGUAAGUCUGAUUUUUCC